This is a messenger RNA of Bipolaris maydis ATCC 48331, 788 nucleotides long. RefSeq lists its product as uncharacterized. Gene Ontology annotation, cellular component: cytoplasm. The record is from RefSeq and is a predicted model, not a curated record. Lineage: Eukaryota; Fungi; Ascomycota; Dothideomycetes; Pleosporales; Pleosporaceae.
AUGGCGCAGCUGCGCGUCUGGCUUGGAUCCGGGGCGUUUGCGGCGGCGUCGGCGUCGGCGUCGGGGGUACAAGUGAAACGCGCGUGGUAUGACUCGCAGUCGGGCCCACAGGUAGUUAGCAACGCGACGACGACCACUGUCCUGGGGUGCUCCGGCGGUGCUGUGUGGACGUCAAGCAGCGGCGCGAGAUAUCAAGCUUGUGUGGGCCGGCCCUUUUGCCUCGACGGCGCGUCAGAGUUCCGUGCCAUACCGUACCUUGAGCAGACGUGCGUCAAGCGAGUGGCGUCGGGGGGUUACUUGAGUGCGGCGCUGAGUGCAGAGGGUGAGCUGUUUGUGUGGGGUCAGGCGUGUCCGGGUUCAACGGGCGAGAUGGACGUGCUGAAUGGGAAUGCUGAGGGGCAUGCUACACCUAGUACGGGAAUUACGGUGGCGGCGGAGGAGGAGGAGGAUGCGGAUGAGUUUGUAAAGUGCCUCGAGGUAAGGAUCAAUGGCAACGAGGCGAGCGUGUAUCAAGUGGCAAUUGGCCAUGGACAUAUUUUGGUAGCAGCAGAGUCUGCAAAUGCUUCACCGGCCAAGGAAAGGGUAGUGUUUGGCGCCGGAGAUAACAGUAUGGGACAGCUUGGGCUAGAAGCGCGGAGGUUUUAUAGUGCGUUCCACGAAGUUCAAAGUCUGCGGGGUAAGCGUGUUGCUCAGUUGUAUGCAGCGGGGUGGUCAAGCUUCGUUGUAACACUGGAAGAGUAACCAAGAAAGUCUAUGCUUUAGGUAUAGUGGUCAUGUGUUCAUGUUGG